AUGCUGAAGCCAAAAAGACUACAAGCCCUCCUGGAACAAUCCCUUUCCACAACCGUCUCAUCCGCUCUCCUCUUCACAGCCUCCGGCUCGCUACUAGCAUACGCAUCAAAACCCAAACCAACGACGGCUGCAGCGGCGAAAGAGGCCAGGACACAAGCUGCGCUUGCGAGUGCGAUUUGGCAGGAUUAUGAUGUGCUUGGGAGGAGUGGGGUUGUUGGGGAAGUACUUGGUGAGCAGGAAUCUGGGUCGAGGCCUGGGUCAGGAAGUAGUGGAGGGAGUGAGAGUAACGGCAUAGCCGGACGAUGGAGAAGCGUGGGUGCUGACGAACACGGCGCUGGGACGCGAUGGGUUUGUGUAGAAGCCGAGAUGGGAACUCUCAUGAUCGUCAAAGUCGAUGUUGAUAGUGAGAGGAAUGCGGUACAUGAGCAACUGCUCGUGUGUUUGAUUGGAGGAAAGGGAGCGGAGGAGGGGAUUUUGAAGGCGAAGGCGGAUGGGUUGGGGAGGUAUUUGGCGGAGGCUUUGGUUGAGCCUGAGACGAAUGGGCCAUGA
Messenger RNA from Saitoella complicata NRRL Y-17804, 549 nucleotides. RefSeq lists its product as uncharacterized. Gene Ontology annotation, biological process: cellular response to amino acid stimulus; positive regulation of TOR signaling. The record is from RefSeq and is a predicted model, not a curated record. The transcript is spliced from 3 exons. Gene Ontology annotation, cellular component: Ragulator complex. NCBI's taxonomy places the organism in Eukaryota, Fungi, Ascomycota, Saitoellomycetes, Saitoellales, Saitoellaceae. Gene Ontology annotation, molecular function: guanyl-nucleotide exchange factor activity; molecular adaptor activity. Bases 1 to 549 code for a protein of 182 amino acids.